CGCGCUUUUAGUUGACUGGAUUUUGGAUUUUAUAGAAUUUGUGAGAAAUUUUAGAAAAAAAAAGUUAGACAAUAUGGUGAUGUGGGCGAGUGUUCGAAAAUUUGGCGUUGUAGCUUUAGGUACUGGAGCCGGAUUAGGGGCUUAUUUCUACCAGCGUGUGAAAGAGCCACAAAAUACGGUGCUUGCUUCGUGGACAAAUAGCGACAAACCGGUUAAUCCUUGCGCAUUGUGGGACAGCAACUGGGAUUGUCGCAGUCCAAAGAGUCUGGUGAAGCCUAUGAAAAACGAUACACCACAAGAACAAAAUCGCUACAAUAGUGAAUUGGAAAAGUCUUGCCCCAAACCAGCCAGGCACAUUAUACUCAUUAGACAUGGGGAAUACUUCGAUGCUGGCGAUAGUGAUGAGACACAUCGUCUCACUGAAAGAGGUCGUCUACAAGCCAAGUACACCGGAAAAAGACUUGACGAAUUGGGAAUUAAAUGGAAUAAAGUUAUAGUUUCGACAAUGACUAGAGCCCAAGAAACAGCAGAUAUUAUCUUGAAUGAGAUAAGUUUUAAUUCAAAAGAUGUUAAACAUUGUCCUUACAUAAGAGAGGGUGCACCCAUACCACCACAACCACCAGUGGGUCACUGGAGACCAGAAGAAUCGCAGUUCUUCCGUGAUGGUGCACGAAUUGAGGCCGGCUUUAGACGUUAUUUUCACCGUGCUGAUCCCAGUGAAAAGAACGAUACCUAUACUCUGAUUGUGGGACACGGAAAUGUUAUUCGUUAUUUUGUUUGUCGUGCUCUACAAUUUCCACCCGAAGCCUGGUUGAGAAUUAAUAUUAAUCACGCUUCCAUUACCUGGUUGACUAUACAGCCAUCUGGAAAUGUUUCCAUAAAGUAUUUGGGUGAUACCGGUUUCAUACCAGCUCCGUAUUUAACUCAUCGCAUACCACGUGAUACUAAAAAUGUUGUAUAACAUGCCAUGUUUCCACUCAUACAAAAAUGGAAAAGUUAAAGUUUUAUUAUAUUCCAAAUUUGUUCUAAAAAUGUUAAACAUUGUUUCCUAAAUGCAGUCUACAAUAUUUGUUCAUUUUAAAUAGAUUAGAAUUAAUAAAGGUACUUAAAGUAAAUAAAUUUAAAUUAAAGUUGUCAAAACAAAUUAUGUAAUGUAAGAAUAAAGCCAUUUUAAACUGAAAUAUAUACUAAAGUAUUCAACAUUUAAACAA
Molecule: messenger RNA, 1211 nt
Organism: Calliphora vicina (urban bluebottle blowfly)
Lineage: Eukaryota; Metazoa; Arthropoda; Insecta; Diptera; Calliphoridae
Gene: Pgam5
Product: Phosphoglycerate mutase 5
Exons: 2
Coding region: 74-961 (295 amino acids)
Biological process (GO): peptidyl-threonine dephosphorylation; positive regulation of mitochondrial fission
Cellular component (GO): mitochondrion
Molecular function (GO): protein serine/threonine phosphatase activity
Source: RefSeq, a predicted model, not a curated record